AUGUCCGUCCUCGUCUGGCCUUUUCUAAUUCGCAUCGUUUCCUCCAGCGUUUUCCUGCUUGCUUCUCUUGCCGCGAAUGUGUGCACGGAAGUGAAGCGGAGAGAAGAAUUCUUGACGUGGCUGGCUGUCUCUGUUUUGGACCAAUGCAAACAGAGCAUAAGUGAUAUCGCAGUGAAAGCUCAUAUCACGUAUGCUUCUGACCUCAUUGGAGAGAGUCUCGAGCUCCUUACUCGCUGUCCGAACAUCUACGCUACCUACGUGGAUAAACGGUUGCGAGAGCAGACAGGGACAAUCGUCGCGGCUCUCCGAUCGGGUAUCUCUGUCUCUUGGUUUGAGCUGGAUCUACAGACAGGCAACCGUGUUCUAGUUGAAGUUGGCUAUGCGUUGCUUAAGUCUCUCGCGGAAGGGUGGAGCUGCGAAGAUAUUGUUUUGCGGAACUUCCUCUGGAGGACUGACCAAUAUUAUCAGGAUAAUCCCUACCAUAAUGCGGUACACGGUGCCAUGGUGGCCUUCAUGAUGGCACGCAUGUUGAAUGCGCUCAAAGUCUUUUCUGAUUGUCAUGUGGUAGCGUUGACAGCGGCUCGCCUGGCUUCCCUGUGCCAUGACGUCGGCCAUCCUGCUCGAAACAAUGCCUUCCUGACGAGUAGUUCACACCUAGCGAGCAUCAUAUACAAUGAUUCAUCUGUCCUGGAGAAUUUUCACGCGGCCCUCACCUUCCGCAUUCUCUCUAGUGGGGGUUGCAACAUCUUCGAGAAGACGUCCCCUGAGUUUUUCAGGAGCGUUCGGGGACUGGUGAUCGAUCUGAUCCUAGCGACAGACAUGAAGAGUCAUUUCGACUUUCUCACAAGAGUGAGAAACAGGAAGAAGUCGCCGGAGUUCAACAUGUCACAGAAUGCCGAGGAUCAAUACUUAAUAACGGAAGGCUGUAUUAGGGCGGCGGACAUAAGUCACGGACUGGUGAAUUGGGACGAGCACUUUGAGUGGUCAAUGCGGGUAACUCUAGAAUUUUAUCUUCAAGGCGACGAGGAGAAGCGGCUUGGGCUUCCGGUUUCUCCUCUGUGUAACCGUGAUCAAGCUACCCAGCUUCCCACGUCCCAAGUCGGCUUCCUUACGUACGUCGUUAUGCCUCUCCUUGUGGAGCUCCAGCCCACAGACGACCAUGACACGUUCAUGGCCUCGUUGUUAUCAAUUUUGACAGCCAACACGAACAAAUGGGAAGCUAUGCAAGGCAAAGAGGUAGACACACCGACUUCUUUUACAGAGUUUGAACGGAAGUUGCGAGGAAAGAAUAUGACGUUGGAUGUACCAGCGCUGACUCGAGAGGACCUUGGCACUGAGGGGCCUGUGACAUUGGGGAAGCAUCUUGACGAGGCUGAGAAACAGAGGACCUUGCAGGAGAAGGCGGAGUAA
Messenger RNA from Neospora caninum, 1410 nucleotides. RefSeq lists its product as hypothetical. Gene Ontology annotation, biological process: signal transduction. NCBI's taxonomy places the organism in Eukaryota, Apicomplexa, Conoidasida, Eucoccidiorida, Sarcocystidae. Gene Ontology annotation, molecular function: 3',5'-cyclic-nucleotide phosphodiesterase activity. The coding region runs from base 1 to 1410 and encodes 469 amino acids. The transcript has 11 exons. The record is from RefSeq and is a predicted model, not a curated record.